Molecule: messenger RNA, 3241 nt
Organism: Pogona vitticeps (central bearded dragon)
Lineage: Eukaryota; Metazoa; Chordata; Lepidosauria; Squamata; Agamidae
Source: RefSeq, a predicted model, not a curated record
UUCACCCAGGAGGAGUGGGCGCUGCUGGAUCCUGACCAGAGGGCCCUCCACCAGGAAGUCAUGGAGGAGAACUGGAAGACUAUCUCCUCUCUAGUAGAUACCUGGAAGGAACAAAACAUAUUUCUCAAAUGUGGAAAGAGUUGUAUAACUAAAUAUGAGCUUGCCAGACACGAGGGAACCCUCAAAGAAAAAGAAAGCUGUACCCACGAGAAGCCCAAUGAAUGCCUUGUGUGUGGAAAACAUUUUGCCAUGAAGAUAUCAUUGAUACUUCACAAAAGGAUCCACGCAGGAAAGAAGAGCUUUCUGAGUGAAGAGACUGGUAAAGAUUUUGAUUGCAAGUUACACUUUUUGAGCCAUCAGACACUCCACACAAGAGGGGAAACAUAUAAAUGGCAGAUGAGGAAAUGUUUUCCUCAGAAUUCAAGUUUGGUAAAUCAUCAGCAUAUCUACAGACAAGAGAAAGCCUACCAAUGCCGAAAGUGUGGGAAAUGUUUUGCUCAGAACUUACAACUUGUGAGCCAUCAAGCAGUCCACACACAAGGGAAACCGUAUAAAUGGCAAAUAAUGAAAUGUUUUCCUCAGAAUUCAAACCUGGUAAAUCAUCAGCACGAAAAAGCCUACCAGUGCCAAGAGUGUGGGAAAUGUUUCGCUCGGAAUUCAAACCUAGUCAGUCAUAAGAGCGUUCACACAGGAGAGAAAUCAUACAAAUGCCAAGAGUGUGGGAAAUGUUUCGCUCGGAAUUCAAACCUAGUCAGUCAUAAGAGCGUUCACACAGGAGAGAAAUCAUACAAAUGCCAAGAGUGUGGGAAAUGUUUCGCUCGGAAUUCAAACCUAGUCAGUCAUAAGAGCGUUCACACAGGAGAGAAAUCAUACAAAUGCCAAGAGUGUGGGAAAUGUUUCGCUCGGAAUUCAAACCUAGUCAGUCAUAAGAGCGUUCACACAGGAGAGAAAUCAUACAAAUGCCAAGAGUGUGGGAAAUGUUUCGCUCGGAAUUCAAACCUAGUCAGUCAUAAGAGCGUUCACACAGGAGAGAAAUCAUACAAAUGCCAAGAGUGUGGGAAAUGUUUUGCUCAGCGCUCACACCUUGUGUAUCAUAAAAAAGUCCACACAGGAGAGAAACUUUACAAAUGCCAGGAGUGUGGGGAAAGUUUUAUUCGGAGCUCACAGCUUGUGAUUCAUACGAGAAUCCAUAAAGGAAAGAAACCAUACAAAUGUACGGCAUGUGGGAAAUGUUUUGCUCAGAGCUCACACCUUGUGUGUCAUAAGAAAGUCCACACAGGAGAGAAACCCUACAAAUGCCAAGAGUGUAGGAAAUGUUUUGCUGACAGUUCAUUGCUUGUGAAUCAUAUGAGGUUCCAUGGAGAAGAGAAACUGUACAAAUGCCAGGAGUGUGGUAAAUAUUUUGAUUGCAAUUCACACCUUGUGAUUCAUAAGAGGGUCGACAGAGGAGAAAAACCAUACAAAUGUACAGAGUGUGGGAAAUGUUUUGCCCGUAAUUCAUUGCUUGUGAGCCAUAACAGAGUCCACACAGGGGAGAAACCAUACAAAUGCAAGGAAUGUGGGAGAUUACACUUUGUGAUCCAUCAAAGAGUCCACACACAAGGGAACUCAUGUAAAUGGCAAAUAACAAAAUGUUUUCCUCAGAAUUCAAACCUGGUAAAUCAUCAGCAAGAAAAAGCCUACAAGUGCCAAGAGUGUGGAAAAUCUUUUUCUCGGAGCUCCAACCUAGUCAGUCAUAAGAGAGGCCACACAGGAGAGAAACUGUACAAAUGCCUGGAGUGUGGGAAAAGUUUUAUUCGGAGCUCACAGCUUGUAAUUCAUACGAGAAUUCACACAGGAGAGAAACCAUACAAAUGCCUGGAGUGUGGGAAAAGUUUUAUUCGGAGCUCACAGCUUGUGAUUCAUACGAGAAUUCACACGGGAGACAAACCAUACAAAUGUACGGAGUGUGGGAAAUGUUUUGCUCAGCGCUCACACCUUGUGUGUCAUAAGAAAGUCCACACAGGAGAGAAACUGUACAAAUGCCAGGAAUGUGGGAGAUGUUUUGCUCACAGUUCAUGGCUUGUGAGUCAUAUGAGGGUCCACAGAACAGAGAAACUGUAUAAAUGCCAGGAGUGUGGUAAAUAUUUUGAUUGCAAUUCACACCUUGUGAUUCAUAAGAGGGUCCACACAGGAGAAAAGCCACACAAAUGUACAGAGUGUGGGAAAUGUUUUGCCCGUACUUCAUUGCUUGCGAGUCAUGAACAAGUCCACACAGGGGAGAAGCCAUACAAAUGCCAGGAAUGUGGGAGAUGUUUUGCUCGUAGUUCACAUCUAGUGAGUCAUAAGCGAGUGCACACAGGAGAGAAACCAUACAAAUGCCAGGAAUGUGGGAGAUGUUUUGCUCAUAGUUCAGGUCUUUUAAGGCAUAAGAGAGUCCACACAGGAGAGAAACCAUACAAAUGCCAGGUCACAGCUUGUGAUUCAUAAGAGAAUCCACACAGGAGAGAAACCGUAUAAAUGCUAGAAGUGUGGAAGAUGUUUUGCUCAGAAUUCUUACCUUGUGGGCCAUUACAGAAUCCAUGCAGAAGGGGGAUCCUUCAAAACCCAGUAACAAGGAAAUUUUUUUCCUUACGGUUUGGAUUUGACAUAUUGUGAACCACACAAGAGAGUCACCAUUAUAAAGGAACCAUACGAAUGCCAGGAGUGUGGAAUUUUUUCUUUAUUAAAAUUGAGAUACUCCUGAAAGAGAAGGAUGCUCCAUCAGGGAGAGGCACUAUGGUGUUUAGUAGUAAGGGAUUAGAGUUGUAACUACUAAUUAUGGUCCCUAGAGUUUCAGAUGGCAUUGGUAUACACAGAGAGCCAAUGGAGGAAUUUGGAGGAACACCUUGUUUGAAGCAUAUAACUGCCACACUGGUUCUGCACUUGUUCUAUUUUCCUUCACCUGAGGAGAAGAGUAUGGACAGGAUAUCCAUGCUUGAGAUAGGUAGGUCCACACACUUCCAGCAGCAAAGAUCAAUGGGCAGGUUCAGACCCCUCAAAGAGCAUCUUGCUUCAAAGCCCCAAUCACCUGACCCUUGCAGCAUUCUGUAUUGCAUCUUCCAAACACUGACCUUGAGCCAAGAAGGUGAGUAGGGGAAGUGUGUGAAUGCACCAGAUCCUUCCUUUCUCAACUACUCAUUGAUGUACAAUGGGAACAACAAAGUCCCAAGAAAUGUACAGUGGUGCCUUGCUUGACGACGUUAAUUCGUUCCAGCGAAAU